Molecule: messenger RNA, 1983 nt
Organism: Fraxinus pennsylvanica
Lineage: Eukaryota; Viridiplantae; Streptophyta; Magnoliopsida; Lamiales; Oleaceae
Source: the annotation of a GenBank genome assembly
AUGCCUUCCCGUCAAUUUCCGCCACGUCCGGACCUCCACCACCACCACUUCCACCACCUGGUUCCCUUACUGGCCGGCGGACUGACAGCGGCUUUUUCCCUCCUCGUUCUCCUCACUAUCUGCCUUCUCAAGUUCACCAAGAAACGCACUGCUCCUUCCUCCGACACUGAUUGCAAGAAACCCCCUCACAAACUCUCCUACUCCCUCCUCCGCCAUGCCACCUCCAACUUCUGCCCCUCCCUUCGCCUCGGCCAAGGUGGGUUCGGCUCCGUAUACCGUGGCAUCAUUACGCUUGACUCCAUCUCCAAGAACUUGUCUUUCCACGUUGCGAUCAAGCUAUUGGACUCUGGGUCACUCCAAGGUGAGCGUGAGUUCCAAAAUGAACUGUUUUUUUCGUCAAAAAUUGAUUCUCAAUACGUUGUUUCCGUGAUGGGUUUUUCAUCCAAUCCCAGAAAACGUCGCAUGCUUUUGGUUUAUGAGCUAAUGGAAAACGGCAGCUUGCAAGAUUGUCUUUUUUAUCGAAAAUGUGAAGAGUUAAAAAACUGGGACAAGAGGUUUUUAAUUGCUUUGGAUAUAGCUAAAGGGCUUGAGUAUUUACAUCACUGCUGUGAUCCUCCAAUUAUUCAUGGUGAUGUUAAGCUGAGUAAUAUUUUGUUGGACGGGAGUUUGAAUGCAAAAAUUGCUGAUUUUGGGUUGGCUAGGUUGAAGUUGGAAGAGAAUGUUGAAGGUGAGGUGAAGGAGGGUAAUUUGGGUAAUGGGGUGGAGGAUAAUGGAUCUGUAUUGGAGGAGACAGAGAGUGCGAUCACAGCCAGUGGGUUUGAGGAGUUCAAUAAUGCUCAUCAUCGAGUGGGAGUGGAAAUGUCACCGGAUGGUGCUUUUCUGCGGGUUGAGGCCUCGCCAGAGGUGAAAAUGAGGGUAGAAUUGUCACCCGAGGCAGAGAUGGCUCCUGUGGUGUCGCCGACGACAGUGGCUGCAGUGGCAUUACCAUCCGAGGGUUUGGAGAAGACGAGCGAAUCGGAUGGGAAUUUUGAUAAAGUUAGUAUUGAGAGUGGGGGAGAAAGGAACAUGUGGAAAAAGAAGAAGAAGAAUUUUUCUGGGAAUGAUUGGUGGUGGAAGCAAGAUAAUGGAGGAGAAGGGGACAGUUCGCGACCUCACCAACCCUUUAACCUCUUUUUCUUGAAGAAGAAGAAGAAGGAAAAGCAGCUGGAUUGGUGGGUGUCUUUGGAUGACAACAAGAAUUUGAAGAAGGAUAAGAGGAGGCCUGCAAGGGAGUGGUGGAAGGAAGAGUAUUGUGCAGAGCUCGAGAGGAAGAAGAAGAAGAAAAAAUACUUGCAGGGGUCAAUAAGUGAUGAUUGUUAUAAUGAGAAUUGGGUGCCAAGAGACGGUCAAUUGUCUGCUGAUAGAAAGAAAAAAUGUAGGAACAGGAGUAGAGGUAGUGUGGAUUGGAGGUUGAAUGGGUUUAGUGGUGAGCUUUGGAGAGUGCGAAGAAAUAGUUAUGAUUCUAUCAGUGGGGAGAUACCUAAGAGUGGUGGUAUUAGCAGCACACCAAGUAUGAGAGGAACUGUGUGCUAUGUUGCACCAGAGUAUGGUGAUGGGUUUGAUAUAUCUGAGAAAUGCGAUGUUUACAGUUAUGGAGUUAGUUUGUUAGUUCUUAUUGCGGGACGUAGGCCACUUCAGGUGAUGGGGUCACCCAUAUCAGAAUUCCGACGAGCCAAUCUUCUAUCUUGGGCACGCCAUCUUGCCUGGUCUGGGAAGCUUCUUGAUUUAGUUGAUCAGAACAUUCAAUCUUUAAACAAAGAACAAGCCCUGCUAUGCAUCACCGUGGCACUACUCUGCCUGCAAAAGUCACCUGCACGCCGACCUUCAAUGAAAGAGGUCGUGGGGAUGCUGUGUGGAGAUUUGGAAUCUCCGCAGCUACCAGUUGAAUUUUCCUCUUCACCUCCCUCCCACUUCCCAUUUAAGUCACGCAGGAAAUUUCAGUGA